Molecule: messenger RNA, 2286 nt
Organism: Aplysia californica (California sea hare)
Lineage: Eukaryota; Metazoa; Mollusca; Gastropoda; Aplysiida; Aplysiidae
Product: thyrotropin-releasing hormone receptor-like
Exons: 2
Coding region: 1189-2286 (365 amino acids)
Biological process (GO): G protein-coupled receptor signaling pathway
Cellular component (GO): membrane
Molecular function (GO): G protein-coupled receptor activity
Source: RefSeq, a predicted model, not a curated record
AGAGAGGGAGAAAGAAAGAGAAAGAGAAAUAAAAAGAGGGAGAGAGAGAGAGAAUGUUUUAUGGAGUGGGGGUUGUUUCAGCUCGUAAAACAUGCAGACUAUAUGUAUUUACCAAUGUCCUGUUUUGUUGUACGUAUGCGUGAGUGUACCUUACCUUUGUAUCGUCCGCUGCCACUGUAAACGACCAAGACAAAUUCCUCUCUGUGAGAUGAAUAAAGAUUGUCAUUCUCAUUGUCAAAUGGUCCAUCUUUUACAACUACUAAUAAUGUAUGUCAUUUCGCGCUAUUUUAACACCCGUCUGAGUCUGACUACAAUCGAGGGCCUACGGGAUCGAAAUAUCAUGAAAACACAAAAAAAUAAAAUAGAAAAAUCCGACUAAGCGAGACAAAAUCCGACAAAUUUAGCGCGCGAGAGGAAUAAUUAUUGACAGACAAAUGAUCAUGACAAAGUGAGCUCAAAUCGACGAUCAAACGUACGCUGUGUCUGUCAUAGCGACUGCGGGUCGACUUAGGCUACUUAUUGACAAAAGAUUUAACACAUCCGUUAGCAUGUUUCUAAAGGUCAACUCAUGUUAAGAUGCAUUAGAACACCCCCCCCCCCCAAGUUAUGGUAAUAAACGCACGGGGACGCAGCCAGACAUAACAAAACGUAGUAUUUGAAUCUGUCAAACCCAGGCAUUUACCCCUUUUUUAGGGAGGGAGUAGUGUCAAUACGAUGACUGUGACACAUCUUUACAAGUCUGUGCUGAAAGUUUACUCAAAUAGUUAAAAUAAAGGGGUAAUGGUAUAUAAUAGAUUGUAAAGCGCAUAGAGCUUGCUGUUGAGCGGGAAUUAGCGCUAUACGAAUGCUAUCUAUUAUAAUAGACCUUCAGCACUGACGUUCAGUAAAAUUGAACAAAUUCAACUAGGCUAAAAGAGAUAAAUGGCCAGUCGUUUUCAAUAUAAUUACUUAACAUAGAUAUUAUUACAACAAUAAAUGCAUCCAAUUUUAUUCAACUUUAAUGGUUUAAUCGUCAUCUUUAUUAAAAAGAGCUGUUGGAAUGUUCGGGGUGUAUUCCAUGAACACGAAGAAAGAAUGUUGUUAUAAGAUGGUUCUUUGUCUUUGAUUAAGUUUUGGUUUCCUUUGUACUGAGAAUAUAAAUCAAGGUCUCUGUCUGAAAUAGGGGAUGAACUCAGCGCAAAGGUAACAAUGAUAGCUAUGUCCCAAACGUCUCACUUACCCAGAAUGUCGUUUUCAAACCUGUGGGUAAACAAUUCGACUGACUCUCGCGACGACAGCUUGCCUAUAACGACGUCGCCUUCUCCUUCACAUUAUGACAUCGUAAGCGACGAGCAGUGGUACAUUGUCCAAGUGGUCAACGGGGUCGUCCUCUGUGGUCUCGUUAGUCUGUUUGGCGUGGCCUCCAACAUCAUCAACAUCGUUGUGUUUGUCAGACAAGGCUUUCAAGACAGCAUGAACAUCAGCCUCAUGGGGCUCGCUCUGUCUGACCUGUGCUCCCUGGUGACCAUGAUAUGGAUAAGCAUUUGCGUGAACCCUCUGUUUUACCUCUCUAAGUUACCCUUUGAACCCAGAGAUAUCAUGCACCUCACAGGAGCCAUGCCCCAUUACCUCUUUGUCAAAAUCGCGACUUUUAUCACCGCCUUUAUCACCUUCGAGCGAUGUCUGUGUAUCGCUGCCCCUCUGAAGGUGAAGACGAUCAUUACACCUGUAAGGACAAAGAUAAUCAUUAUCUCCAUCUACAUCACCAUGUCCAUUUUACUUAUUCCCUUCUGCCUUGGAAGCAGACUUGAAUGGGUUUUCGAUUUCACCGUGAAUGCUACUGUAUUAAAAACUACGUACACGGCCGAGAGAGAACUGCUGGAAGCCAUUACGUAUCUCACCCAAGGCGUAUUUACUACGACGCUUUCUUUCGUCUUCGUCAUCUGCUGUACCAUCGUGCUUGUCGUCAAACUCAAUAGUAAAACAAAAUGGCGGCAGGCAACUGUUGCCAAGGGUGACCGUGCAGCGGAAGGAGUUGGGGUCAAGGAUCAAAAGGUUGUCAAGAUGGUGACCUUCAUUGCCGUCAUUUUCAUCGUGUGUUCCUUACCUCCUACGAUCCUGUUUUUCUAUAUGCUGUUUGACACAAAUUUCCGUAUUGAUGGUGCCUAUCCUAAUCUCUAUCUUGUCAUUUGGUCUUCAUCAUACCUAGCAGAAACUGUCAACUCAAGCGUGAACAUAUUUGUAUAUCUGAAAAUGAGUUCGAAAUAUCGAGCAGUGUUCAUGAAAACAUUUUUGAACAAGGAGUAA